Molecule: messenger RNA, 1679 nt
Organism: Girardinichthys multiradiatus
Lineage: Eukaryota; Metazoa; Chordata; Actinopteri; Cyprinodontiformes; Goodeidae
Product: butyrophilin subfamily 3 member A3-like
Exons: 10
Coding region: 184-1383 (399 amino acids)
Molecular function (GO): protein binding
Source: RefSeq, a predicted model, not a curated record
GCGUCACUGCCGGAGAAAGCCGAACUUCCACGAGCAGCCGAUUGCCAGUGUGGUAUGUAAACAAGGUCAGACUGCAGCACACAGACCAGACUUCUUCACGAACAGACCACUGGUGCUUUUAGCCAGAAGAGACUGAACAAAAUCUCUUCAAACUUAAGGACACGGGCACAGACAGCAGCCAAGAUGAUGCAGUGUUUUCACUUCAUAGUUGAGCCGGCCAAAAACCUGACAGCCAAGAUUAAGGAGUCAAACAAGAGAGGAAAGAAAGAGAAGAAGGAGCUGCUGGAUGAGGAUCAGCUGUUUAUCGUGGAGCUGGCUAAAGACCUCAGCCGAGUCUGCCAGAGAUCAGAAGUCCUUGAACACAUCUGGAAUCAAGAUGACACUUGGCCGUCUCCUCUCUGCCGUGUUUUCAUCCUGCAGUGGGCAUCCAUGCUGGAGAACAAGAAGAAACUGAUGCAGAGUGAUGGCUGGCCAGAGAUGGAUGAGGGCAAGCAGCCUGAUCUGAUUAACGGACAGGACCUGGAGCAGGCCAAAGCUGUCAUCGUUAACUGGAUCAAAGACCUGAGGGCUCAGCCUGAGCAAAGCGUGUGGCCCGGAGAACCAGUGGCCAAAAUCCUGGAGGACCUGCAGUCAGCCUGGCGCUGGGGGCGCACGCCCAAUCUGCUGGCUGCUAUGGAGUUUGUUCUGUGGACUUUAGUGUCACAGCGACCUAAUAAGGACACCAUCCCACAGCAGUGGCUUUUGUGGAAGCAAAGAACCCAGAAGAUUGGUGCCAUAUCCUACAUUCCCCAGCCAGUGUGGGACUGGAUUGGAGAUGCUGCAGUGGAGGUAACUCUGGAUCUGGACACAGCCAACCCUGAUCUGCUCAUCUCUGCUGAUGAGAAGAAGAUGCGCUGUGGCUUUGAGCGAAAUGAUGUUCCCAACUUCCACCAGCGUUUUGAUGGGUGGUGGUGCGCCGUUGGCAUGGAUGGCCUGGCCUCCGGCCGCCACUACUGGGAGGCAGAGGUUGGUGAGCGUGACUGGCGGCUGGGCGUGGCCAAAGAGUCAGCGCUGAGGAAGGGCUUCAAGUCCCUGAACACUGACACAGGCUACAUGACCCUGCGUCUGGAGAGGGGCACUGAGUUUAAGGCCCUUACGGUGCCCUUCACUACCUUGCCACCUGGCCUGAUCCCCCGUAAGGUGGGCAUCUACCUCGACUAUGACAACGGCCAGCUGUCCUUCUAUGACGUGGACAAACACUUGCACAUUUACACCUACAAUGAGACCUUCACCGAGAGGCUCUUCCCAUUGUUUGGUACAGUGGAGAUCAUUAGGGAUCUGGUGAUCCGGUCUCCAGCACCUAAGACCCACUGUCUCUGCCCUACAUCCUGCCUGUGGGUCUAGGUUUUCCCCAGUCAGGAUUUCCCAUAUGAGCCAGUAAACAUUUCAAUAGAGUUUAGAGAAACCAGAAUAGAAGGGCAAUCCUAAUAUAAAUGACCAUCCAUGUGACCACUCUGUAUACUGCUUGUGCUUAAAUGUGAUUGCUGCUACUAUUUUCUCAAUAUAGAGUUAGAGCACCAUCCUCUGGUCUUUAGUGUUUCCAAAUAUUUAAGCAGAAACCUCAAUUUUAAAUCUUCUGUAUUGUGCAAUACUAAUAUAACAAAAAUGCACUUCUGUGAAUAAAGAAUAAACCAAAUGCA